Molecule: messenger RNA, 396 nt
Organism: Phialemonium atrogriseum
Lineage: Eukaryota; Fungi; Ascomycota; Sordariomycetes; Cephalothecales; Cephalothecaceae
Exons: 1
Coding region: 1-396 (131 amino acids)
Source: RefSeq, a predicted model, not a curated record
AUGAGGCUGGCGGUCGCCCUCAAGCCCUUCUCCCCGUUGCGGUGCUGCUACACCAUCGACCUCGAGAUCCCAAAGGAGGUCGUCCGGUCCCGCAAACUCAGCGUCUACGCCAAGUUGCUCGUCGAGUACGAGACCCCGCUCCAGCCGUACUGCUACGUGCCGACACGUCGCACCUUCAUGCCCAUGGGCAAUCGGUCGCCCGGGCUCGCGACUUACCCCGAGUGCCAGGCGAGGACCUGCAGGGCGUGCAAUAUCGCAGCGCACACAGGACCGUGCGCGUGCCGGCCCGCCGCCCGCCGCGAGCUCGAGGCCGAGGGGCAGCUUCUGAAGUUCGCCAAGUCCAAGGACUGGCGACGAUGUCCCAGGUGCUGCGAAGUAGUGAAGCAUAUAAUGUGA